AUAACCCUAACCUCUUCAUUCUCCGGUUUAUAGGGAUUUCAUUGGAUCUGAAUAUCUACGAAUUCCCAAUCUAUUCCCGUAAGAGAAUUCUGAAUUCCUCAGAUUUUUUUGUUCUAUUUAAUUUCUUCAGAGGGUUGUUUGCUUCCCGGGAAUCCGAGGGAAAAUCAGGGAAGAAAAAGGAAGGGGAAAAGAGCUGAAGGAAGAAGAAGAAGAAGAAGAAGAAGAGGAGACGGGGAAGCAGAUAACAUGUCUGCGAUAGUUUGCGGGAAGAGAUCUCUGUUCGAGGAUUUGGCCACCGCUUCGCCUCCCGUCUCCAAGAAAAUCCGUUGCUCUUCUUCGUCAUCUCCGGUUCGUUUUUCAUCUCCGAGUCCGCAGGCUUCUUCGAUCCUCCUCGAUCAGGUCGCCGCGAUUUUCCCCGACAUGGAUAAGCAGCUUCUUGAGCGGGCGAUUGAGGAAUGCGGAGAUGAUCUGGAUUCAGCUAUUAGGCGUUUGCAUCAGCUCCGUUUGGAGUCUGCAACCAAGAAUGCAGAUUCUGCUACCAACCUAUCUUCUGUCAUUCAGGAAACAAAUGUUGAAGCUGAACAGCAAGCACCGGCUAAGGAGGAGGUCCCAUCAAAUGGAGAAGCAUGUGCUCCAGAUGUCUUGAACUUGGAUGGCACUGAAUGGGUUGAGCUCUUUGUUAGGGAAAUGAUGAAUUCCUCUGACAUGAACGAUGCUAAAGCCCGUGCUGCGAGAGCCUUAGAGGUGUUUGAGAAGUCUAUUCGUGCACGUGCUGGUGCUGAAGCAAUGAAAAGUCUCCAACAGGAAAGCAUGAUGCUAAGGCAACAAGUAGAAGCCGUCGUCCAGGAAAACACUAUACUCAAACGAGCUGUGGUGACACAACAGAAGAGGCAGAAAGAAUUCGAAGAUCAGAGUCAGGAGUUGCAGCAUUUGAAGCAGCUAAUCACUCAAUACCAAGAACAGCUGAGAACACUUGAGGUUAACAACUAUGCUUUGACACUUCAUUUGAAACAAGCACAGCAGAACAGUUCCAUCCCGGGGCGAUUUCACCCGGACGUGUUCUAAUUAUUACUUGGGGAAUCCGUAGUAAGUCUUGGUCAGGGCAUUUCCGGUUUUCGGGUUGGAUUCUGUCUGUGUUUGUUUCUCUUAACUAUUACAUGGUUGCGGAGUGAUGAGUGAAAAUGGCAAUGGUGGAAGACAACACAUCGUCUGUACAUAUGAUGAUGUAUGGAUGAUGGUCGAUUCCAAGAGGGCAAGCUGAUUUGAGGCGUGGGAAGAGAUUCUCGUGAAAGCAGUCCAAGGAAUCUUUUAUUGGGUCAUUUAUUUAAUUUUGUUUGGCUAUCAAAACAAUGUCUUACCAAAUAGAUUCCGGGCUGGUUCGAUUUGGUUUGCCUAUAGAUAUGCAUCGCAUUUAAUUCUUUCGUAUUGGAUUCCACUCCGAAAUAUUUUGUGGAUUUAAACUCAUUCAAUGAGCAAGAAUCCAUGGAAGAUGGAGUUGUUCGGAAUUGUAAAUCCAUAAAAAAAAAAUGUGAUUUUUUUUAA
Tarenaya hassleriana is the source of this 1542-nucleotide messenger RNA. RefSeq lists its product as uncharacterized. NCBI's taxonomy places the organism in Eukaryota, Viridiplantae, Streptophyta, Magnoliopsida, Brassicales, Cleomaceae. Bases 247 to 1065 code for a protein of 272 amino acids. Gene Ontology annotation, molecular function: ubiquitin binding. The transcript is spliced from 5 exons. The record is from RefSeq and is a predicted model, not a curated record.